Messenger RNA from Durusdinium trenchii, 1332 nucleotides. The record is from the annotation of a GenBank genome assembly. Lineage: Eukaryota; Dinophyceae; Suessiales; Symbiodiniaceae.
AUGUGGCGUUCUGCGAGGCAGCGCCGCGGAUGUUGGAGACCAAGACGGAGCCUUUGGACGAAGUGGACAGAAUGGAAGAGCAUCGAUCAGUUUGACUUUGCUACACAUUGCUGUGAUCCUGCCAAAUUUGAUUCCUUGGGCCACGAGAAGUGCUUCCCGGAAUGGCCCUCCUGGCCGGUGCGGAUUUGCUGCGCGCAUCAUCUAUCGAAGCCAUCGUACUUCAAGGCAGCCUGGAAGGUGCUGGCCUUGUCCAUCUUUGACGACGAGGUUUUGGAAGAAGACCGUCCCAGACCUCCAGUUCAGAAUCAGGUGAAGGGCAUCAUGGCCUACCACAAAUCUGGCGUGACACUCUCGACGGAGCUCGUGGGUAACGUGGUGCCAGGGCCCUUGACGCGGCUGCUGUUGAAGGAUCCAGAAGAGAAGGUGAUGGUGCCACAUGACUUCCACGUGACGAAGUUCGGGGACCACAAUAGCCCCAGGGGCGGCAGACCUGUGAUCACGCCCUUUUUCCAGGCCUUCACCCGAACCUUCAGCGACCUAUACACGCAGGACAUGAUCAUCCACUUUUCGAAUCCCUUGAAGUCGCGGGAGCCACAGUUCCAAGACUUCAUGCGCCAAGGUGCAGGCAAGCUGCUUCAUUUGGUGCGGAGACCAUCAGAUAUGAUUCUGUCUGGCUAUAUCUAUCACCGUCAAAAUUUGACCACAGGAGAAGAAUGGCUGAGGUUUCGAAAUCCUCCGGACUGCUUAAGCUGUGAUCAUGAAGCGUGGUCCGACAUUUUUCGGCUGUGUGGCUUCCGCUGCAGCUACAGUGAGCUUUUGCAGAAUCUCACGAGCCAACAGGGCUUGCAGGUUGAGCAGUUGAGGAGCCGUUGGGAUAUUCUGAAGAUGCUGGAAAACGCCCAUGCUUGGCGAGACUUGGACCAUGUGCUCCAGGUUCCUAUGGAAAGCUUCCGACAGGAUUUCAACGGCACCCUCCUUUGCAUCGCGCGCUUCUUCUUCUCCCGGCCAGUGGAGGACGAGUCUGCAGAUGCGCCUCCGGAGUUUCGGCAGUUUCUCGAGGAGUCUCAGCUCCACUCGCCCAGCUUCAUCGAGUCCUGCCGCGAAACGCUGCAGCGCGGCGGCCGCUGCGCGGCGGCUCCACCGGGCGAGGACGAGGCGAAAUUCGUGUACCGGGCGACAACGCACGUGGCCGCGAAGCUGGAGAAGAAGCGAUUGCACGCGGAGCUGCGGCGGACGCCGGGCUGGCGCCACUUCCUUCCCUUUGCGGAUGCUGCGCUGGAGGCCACGUUGCAAGGCAGCCCCACGCGGCGGAUCUUCGGCUGUCCCGGUUGA